Molecule: messenger RNA, 1599 nt
Organism: Funneliformis caledonium
Lineage: Eukaryota; Fungi; Glomeromycota; Glomeromycetes; Glomerales; Glomeraceae
Source: the annotation of a GenBank genome assembly
AUGAUUACACCAGUUUUUACAAUUACACAAGACCCGAAUCUUGUCAUAAUCGUUAUUAAAACUCCUUAUAUAAAGGUAUCGGAUAUCGAACUUUACUGUGAAGGUUCGGACUUUACCUUCUAUGCAAAACCAUAUUAUUUAAGGCUUCAUUUUCCCGGCAAUUUGGUGGAUGAUGAUCGAGUUAAUGCCUCGUAUGAUAUUGCAGCUGGUGAAAUGAAUAUAAAGAUACCAAAGGAAACUCCUGGAGAGGAAUUCCCAGAUUUAGAUUUAUUGACCAAACUUUUAGCUCCAAAAAGUGUUAAGAAAAUUGAAAAGCCUUUAAUUGAAGUUAUUGAAGGCGAUAAUGAUGAUGAUAUUAAUCAUGAAAAUACUAAUGAGUUGAAUGGGCUACUUGAAAUGGAAAUUGAACAAAGGCUUGAUGAAGAUCAUAAUGAUGAUUUUUUAAUACGGGAAUUAAAUAGUAAAACCAAUAAUAAUCAUGAUGAAAAACAAAGAUCCAAACCUUUAAUUCAAGAAAUAUUUGAUGGAGAAAUCAACGAUGAAAAUGAGGCUAAACGAAUUUAUAAUUUGUUAGAGGAAGCUAAUGCUUAUAAUUGGGAGUUACCGCAACAGGUUUCUCAUGAAAGGGAAUUGCUAUCUACAGCAAAAUACGGAUUCAAUGGACUUUAUUCAGAAUAUUUCACGCAUGUACAGGAAACAUGUAAUGAAAUAAUAGAUAUAACAAAUCCAGAGAAAUCUACACCAGAAUCGCGUCGUAAGGACCGAAUUAAGGCUGAGAACAGCAAAUUUGAUCCAGAUCACUAUAUAGCCGACUUUAUGAGUGCGGAAGAAAUUAAAUACCUCAUUAAAUCAAAGACUUUAUGGUGGAAAGAAUUUAAAAGAUUACAAAACAAUAAUAAUAAUAGUAAACGUGAAGCUACUGUCAAUGAAACAGUCUCAACAGUAGAAAAACAGGACGCUUCGGCGCCAGUAACAACAACAAAUGACGAAACCAAUGAUGUUUUAACUGUAUUCAAAUUCACCGAAAAAGAAAACAUGAUUAUGCGGAAUUUGCCAAAUAAGCAAUAUCUACUUGAGAAUGUAGAAUCAAUUUAUUAUGGUUUAGUCGAUUUGUUGUUUGCCUAUAGUUAUAAUCAUAGGGUCUUUGAAGGAGAAAACACUGUUGAAUCGGCAUGGAUCAUAGGUAAAAUAAGUCCGACAAUAUCUUGUCUUGAGCAAUUUAACAGUUUAGAAGAGAUAAUGAAAACAUUAUAUAGACGAUCGUUAGCUUAUCCAUUGCGUAGAAAUUAUGAGCUUACCGAAAAAUGUCAAGAUGAUGUUUAUGUCCUUCUUAAAUUAGGAAGACGUGUUAUUUUAAAAGUUUUAUUGGAAUUAAAAGAUUUAUUCGACCAUCAUGAUGUUUAUUAUAUAUAUUCAAAAAUAUGGUUAGAUGACUAUUGCAUUUGGUGUCAAACAAAGGCCAGUGACAAAAUUAUUCGUUCUUUGGCACAUAAACUACAUCAUUAUAAAGUUUUAAAAUCUGAUAUUGGAUGGCAUUUAGAAGAAUAUGAACAAUUAGCAUUAGAAGAUGCACAAGAACAAGCAAUAAAUUUAAACUAA